CACUCGGGGAGCUGCCCCUUUAAGUCCAAAAUGGCCGCCGGCCCCGCGGCGCAUUCUCCGCCGCUGCCCCGCCCCGCUCCCGUCUCUGCCCCCACUUCCGGGGCGGUGCCCGGGAGGCCGGAAGUGUGUCGCGCUCGCAAGAUGGCGACUCCCUAUGUGACUGACGAGACCGGGAAGUACAUCGCGUCCACGCAGCGGCCGGACGGGACGUGGCGGAAGCAGCGGCGAGUGAAGGAGGGAUACAUCCCGCAGGAGGAGGUGCCGGUGUACGAGAACAAAUACGUGAAGUUUUUCAAAAGCAAACCCGAGCUGCCACCGGGACUGAGCCCGGAGGCCGCAGCACCAGCCGGCCGUGCCGACAACGCCGAGACGGGACUGUCUAGAACAGCCAAAAGGAACUUAAAACGCAAAGAGAAACGGAAGCAGCAGCAGGAGAAGGGGGAGCGGGAGGCAGACGGACUGAUCCAGGCGCUGGAAAAGGUCUCGCUUGCCAGAGGGGACAACGAGGGACCCCCGGGGGACAAUGACGCGGCUGCGCCGCAGCUGGGCUGCCCCCCUGGCCCUCCUGCCGAGGGGGGGGACGCCCCCAGCGCCGAGAGAAGCCGCAAAAUCAAGAACCUGAAGAAGAAGCUGCGGCAGGUGGAGGAGCUGCAGCAACGCGUGGAUGCCGGGGACGUGAAGCAGCCAACGAAGGAGCAGCUGGAGAAACUAGGGAGACGGAAAACGCUGGAGCAGGAACUGUGGGAGCUGGAGCAGGACUUGUGAGGGCGGGGGGCCCAGUGGGGGUUGGGGGGCGGUUCCUGCCCGACCCCGGGGUUCGGUUCAAUUUGGGUGGUUUUGUUCCUCAACGGUCAUUCUCGGUGUCGCCGACCGGCCGCUCCCAUCUAGAGUUUGGGUUUUUUUAAUUUUAAUUCUCGUUGGGGUGGGGCUGCGGCCCUGCCCCGCCCGCCUGUCCUGUUUUGUGUUGCGGCCUCUUUCUCCCUUUUUAUUUUGAUCCUUCGGGCAAUAAUAAAACCACAGUGGUGA
Messenger RNA from Columba livia (rock pigeon), 1026 nucleotides. It is a transcript of the gene PYM1, whose product is annotated as PYM homolog 1, exon junction complex associated factor. Gene Ontology annotation, molecular function: RNA binding. Gene Ontology annotation, biological process: exon-exon junction complex disassembly. Bases 31 to 765 code for a protein of 244 amino acids. Gene Ontology annotation, cellular component: cytoplasm; exon-exon junction complex. The record is from RefSeq and is a predicted model, not a curated record. The transcript has 3 exons. Lineage: Eukaryota; Metazoa; Chordata; Aves; Columbiformes; Columbidae.